CACCGCGGUGACAUCACUGAUAGAAUUUGGUAGGUCAUUCCGUGAUCUCCCGCACUGAAGUGUACUUUUCGGUCUGUCAAGGUACAGGACAGUUUGCUUCACAUGAAUGAGACAGUGGGUAAACUUACUUUGUUUUUUCGAUGUGUUCUUCGACUAUUGCAGGCCUUCAGUAUACGAUUUGCAUUUAACUGGUUGUGGACUCAUUUUGCAUCCGAGUUGCUGACAACAGACUGUUUCGACAGGGCGCAAGUAAGCACACGAUCCGUGUGAAUGAAUAGGCUUUUCUAGACCGGUUGGAGCUCCACUGUGUUUCAAUAUCAAACUAAUUUACUUGCGGGAUUGAACUGUCAACUACUGCCGAGGUAUUAGACAAGAGCAGAGCGAACCGCGAAUGUAUCUGGAUUGAAGGACCUGCCCUAUCAUCGAUUAUCAUCAUCUGGCAACAAGAUCAGGCAAACGAAGGACGAAAAAGACAUACAACCUCAUAAUAUUGCCUGCAAUUAAGUAAAUUGUAUCGGAGGACGAUGUCAACUGAGCGAAAAAGACAACGGACUGUUGAAGACUUCAAUCAGUUUUGCACCUUUGUGUUGGCUUAUGCCGGGUAUAUCCCAUACCCAACGAAGGAAUGGUGCUGUGAUGAGGGUGGACCAAGGGACAGCGGCACGCACAGCACUAACCAUAGUUCAUGGACACACCUCUCAUCCUCAAGUACAGAUGGCAACCCUUCCAAACUCCAGAAAGAAAAGGAUGAGAAGGUGAAGAAGAGGAAGUCCGACAAGAAGUUGACCGGUCAAAGGGAGAAAAAAACAAAAGGAUGUGAUUCAGGAGGGGUGAAGAAGUCCCAAAAAACUCCAUUAGAUCUUUUGUUUCCUAACCAAGCCUCGCCAGAGAAUCGUGAAAAACCAGGCAUACUGCUAGAGGUCCAAGCCAGCCCUGAGGCCAAAUCCAGCAACGCUGUCUCAAGUCAUAGUAAAAAUGACCAGACAGGAGCAAAAGAGAUGCAGAGCUUUAAAGGUGCAUCUGAAAAGAGCAAUGCUGAACUUCAGAUGAGAGGAUGUGGCCCUAAGGAAGUGAAAAGGGAACCUGUUGAUCUGACCAUGGCAGACCAAAUUGAGACAUCAAAAUUGAAGGCUAAUCCACAGGAAGAAGGAGAACAGGGGCCAGAGAAGAAGAGAAAUGAGAAGGUUGGAGGGAAUGAGGAGGAGAGGAAGAGCCUGGAGGAUAAUGAAAAUGGAUUGGAGAACGCCAGUGUCCUAUGUAUGGUUAUGGACAAGCAACUUCCUGAUGACCAGGAGACUGGGUACUAUACUGACAUGGAUGGCAGCAGCCCAUACCAGUGUGGCAGUGACACAGAGCAGGAUCCUCAAAAUGGGGACUGCAACAGACUUACCCGCUCAGUGUUUGUCAAAGAAGAUGCAUCUGGAAAUAACAGCAAAAAGGAAGAAGACUCCUGGGACCUGAUAACUUGUUUCUGUUUGAAGCCGUUCGCGGGACGACCCAUGAUUGAAUGCAGUGAGUGUGGGACCUGGGUGCACUUGUCCUGUGCAAAAAUACGCCGUACUCAUGUUCCCGAGGUGUUCGUCUGCCAGCCCUGUCGUGACUCUAAGCAGAAUAUCCGCCGGUCCAACAGGGCUCGCAUUCGCCCCCGAAAACGCUUCAGCGACUAAAUGCGGAGCUGCACCAACUCCCCACAUCCGUCAAGACACAUGGCCAUCAAGCUCUCUAGGACUGGAAAAUACAGACAUGGGUGGAAGGGAAUGAACAAAGGCCUGUCACACACCUGUCAUGUUCAGCACAAGUAUUCUUUGUACUGACACCAACGUCAUUAACAAAAACAACCAUAAAUAGAAUUGGGAAUUGGUCACUGUUUACGGUAAAACUACACAUUUACGUACAAUAACGAAGAUGGGAGUGAUGUGAGAGCAGUCAUGACAGAAGGAUGUUUAAGGUUUACAGGUGUUAUUGUUCAAAAACUUUUUGCGUUCACAUGCAUAUAACAUGGUCUAGACACACCCAUCUUUAUUUGCAUCUUAUAGAGAACACUUUCUCAAGGGCUUGCUUCAAUUCACCUCCUACUAUAUCCCGGGUCCCAAGUUUAAUGAUGUUUCUCAGGGCAGUUUUUUUCUCCUCUCUUUUAUUAUAUAUCAGAUGGCAAUUAUUGGGUUACACUUUGGAACCAUUGUAACAUGUUUCCUCUAUUUUUAGUUCCUCACUUAUGUUUUAUAUUAUGCUCUGCUGAGUGAUUGACUUUAAUGUACAUAUGAUCGUAACUGCAAAUUAUGUAAAUAAUUGUUUGUAAAGUCGUUUAUGUGACCUUUGGUUAGAUGAAGGCAAAUAUUUUCACCGUUUUUUAUAUGGGGAGAUUAUUUGCAGUGACAGGUCAUUGGCAUGGAAGGGAUUGAUGGGGGAAAAGUUAAUGAAGAUAAUACUAGUAAAAAAUAUAUGAUUUAUAAUAUGAUUUAUUCACAUUGAUAUUAUACAAAUGACUUGACAGCAUUUUCAGUCUUGUGUCUUGUUUUAUUGCAAGAAUAAAGCAGAUAACCGGUUGUUGAGACCCAUUCAACAACACAUGGCUGUUUUUGUGUUCCAGCCUCAAAAUCAAAAUCUUAAAUUCAGGAAAUGGGCACGUUGUCCACCACUAAAGCAUUUACACUUUUUUUCAGUUACUCGGAGCUGUUAAAUUGGCGUGGUCAUUUUGGAACCGGGUUCUACUCUUCAGGCUUCACAGCUGGGAUGUCUAAUCCUUUCUCUCUGGCGUAGGGCAGCACUCCGUCUUUGUAGAAGAGCUCCAACUUAGCUACCGUGGUCUCCCAGAACACAGGAUCAUAAGCCACAGGUACAAUGGCAGUCUCUUCCAAGGUGAAGACUACAAGAUCGGCCUGAUGCAACCCUGUAACAGCCAUCUGACACUGAAUCUGAGUGUAAUAGCUGUGCUUGGGUUUUAGACAAUAACCCAUUCCUUCUUGGAUCUCUAGACAGAAGGUCUUAUCCUCCUUGCAAGCCUGGGCUACUGUAUUUUGACGGUGCUUAUAUGGACAUUUGACUUCCAGACAAAGCAGGCGCUUACCAUCCAACUCUUGCACAAUCCCAUCAGGACUGGCAGCCAACCAGGGACGUUGUGAGUCUAUAAACAGACCACACUCCUGCACCUGCACUGGUCUCCCCAAAGCUUUGCUUUUCAAGCUUUGAUAGUGGCGGACAGCCUCAGCCUCCCUCUCGAUGCCCCAGCUCAUGGCCCGAGUCUUCACAUUUGGGCCCUCUCCUGUGAUAGCCGCCAGGUAGGAUGCAGCCGGGGUUGGACUCUUCCCAUUCACAAAACGACUGUGGGAGAUGCGGUGAGCUGUGGAUGCUGUGAUUCGGUUGUGACGCCAUUCAAACCAGCUGGGAUUUUCCCUUUGGCCACGAGUGUGAACCUCCACUGCAUUAACAACGUCUCCCUCAAUCUUCUUACUCAGAGAUACAAUCUCAGGCCUGGGAAGAUGGACCAAGGGUCUCGCCUUAUCUUGAGUGGUCUUGGUCUUGACAUGCAUUUGUGCUUCUUUUUUCUUUUCUGUGAUGAUGGGGUAUCUCACUUCAGGAAUCUUCUUGGCAACAAUCUUACCUGGGGGUUUGGUUCUCCCAGGGGCUGACUGCUUUGAGUCACCUGAGGCUCCAGAUGCCGUUGGUGAGGUGUUGACAUCUCUCUGUCUUGGUGUUCUUCUCUUUGAGACAGGAGCUUCCUGGUGAGAAUGGGAGCUCUUCUGUUCUAUACCGGUGGGUAACAUUUCCGAUGAAAGAAAA
Messenger RNA from Hypomesus transpacificus, 3780 nucleotides. Its product is annotated as PHD finger protein 13-like. The transcript is spliced from 5 exons. Gene Ontology annotation, molecular function: chromatin binding. The coding region runs from base 525 to 1667 and encodes 380 amino acids. The record is from RefSeq and is a predicted model, not a curated record. Gene Ontology annotation, biological process: mitotic chromosome condensation. NCBI's taxonomy places the organism in Eukaryota, Metazoa, Chordata, Actinopteri, Osmeriformes, Osmeridae.